GAGCAUAUUAAAGAAGAGGGGAAUCUUACCAAUACAAUCUUGACAGAGUGGUAUCAGUCGAGGUAUCCUUCGUAUUGUCGCUGGAGAGGUGCUUGACAAGUUUAUUUCGCCGUCUUUCUGUAGAACGCUGAACCACUUUUAAGGUUUCAAUGACUCAUGAUAAGUAUCUCCGUGACCGAAGCACAUUUCAUCUCUUUGCUGAUGGCAUACAGCAAAAUCAUCCAGUUCUUCACAAAGCCGAGAAUAAAUCUUGCAACAAUGGCCUCUUUCGAUAAACGCGCCCAGUCUCUUCGCCGGCGAUUUGAGCAAGAUAACCGGCCACUCCCAAAGCUUACACUAGGGGCCAUCAACAGGGAUGGCUCAUUUCACUAUACUCAGGCUUUUGGGGAUGAAGUUGGCAAACCUGACGGCACCGAUUCUGUGUAUUGGCUCGCCUCUGCCACCAAGCUCAUCACUACCAUCGCUGUAAUGCAGUGCGUCUAGAAGAGACAGUUAGACUUGAAUGGCGACAUAGCAAAAGUGAUACCAGAGUUCAAGAAUCCACAGAUCUUGAAGGGCUUUGAUGAAAAGAAUGAAGCUAUUUUCAAGCCCUCCACAAAGCCUGUUACCCUUCGGAACCUGUUAACUCACUCCAGCGGCAUUGCCUAUGUAUUCAUGAAUCCACUUUUGACUCGCUACCAAGAGUUGCAAAAAACUCCAACUUUCGCCAAUCGAUCCAUCGCAGAGAAGUUUCCCCACCAAUUUCUUGUGUUCGAACCCGGUGAGCGAUGGAUGUAUUCCCCUGGCCUUGACUGGGCUGGCCUCGCUGUCGAGCGAGUUACCUCCAUGAAGCUUGGCGAGUAUAUGAAACGCUAUAUCUUUGACGUCGUUUCUGCGAAGGAUGCCACCUUCCACCCCGAACUGCGAGAAGAUCUACAAGCUCGAAAGGCCAGAAACUGGGAGCGAGAGGGCCAAACCCUGAAAGAGCAGAUGAAGCCAGUUUAUGCAGAGAAUACUUUGGAUGAUUUCGGAGGGGGUGGAUUAUUUGCAACUGUGAACGAUCUGCUCAAGAUAUACCAGGGCAUCCUGACAGAGAAGCUACUGCGGCCUGAGACUAUUAAGGAGAUGUUCCAGCCUCAUCUAGAAAAUAUCGGGGGCCUCGAUAAGCCAGAGGAAUACUCUUUGUCGACCCGCAAUGCCAUCUAGAAUACCGUCCCAAAUGACGUCCCUGUUAACUUUGGGAUUGGUGGUCUGAUAAAUACAGCUGCGGUGCCGAAACGACGUGGAGUAAACUCGCUUACCUGGUCGGGUCAUGCAAAUUGCUACUGGUGGAUCGACCUUAAUAAUGGUGUCGCCGGAGUAUACCUUUCCCAGCUUUUACCAACCGGAGAUGAGAAGGCUAUCGAGCUCCUGACAGAGUUUGAGGAAUUCGUAUACUCGAAUUCGGAUAAGUCUGGAUUGUGAGAUCAAGUGGAAAAGCACAUCUCGUACUGAGGAGAAUGCGGGUGAACCUAUUAUUAAAUCUCAGUAUUCACUUUUUGAUCCAACCUUGUUGUCUACAUCUUAUGAGUUCUUCAUGUUCGAUCUUAUGUAUCAUCCAAUGUUUCUGGCAACGCUUUCAACACUCCCCGGAGUCCAUUUGUAUAUCGGCACAGCCGUAACACAUCUAAUUGGCACACAACUCCUCGAAAUCUUAAGUCAGAAUUUAAUGUCUAACGUUGUCAAAGCCCA
Molecule: messenger RNA, 1710 nt
Organism: Botrytis cinerea B05.10
Lineage: Eukaryota; Fungi; Ascomycota; Leotiomycetes; Helotiales; Sclerotiniaceae
Exons: 6
Coding region: 655-1185 (176 amino acids)
Source: RefSeq, a predicted model, not a curated record